Molecule: messenger RNA, 4878 nt
Organism: Spodoptera exigua (beet armyworm)
Lineage: Eukaryota; Metazoa; Arthropoda; Insecta; Lepidoptera; Noctuidae
Source: the annotation of a GenBank genome assembly
CUAAGAUUGACAUAAUCUCUAUGUCACUACUCUAUGUAAAAAAAUAAAAUAAAAAUUAGUCAUGGCGGAUCUAAAGAAUGGGAAGGACGUGUCAAACGUCGGCGAAGGUGACUCUGUUUCGAAAGAUGUUGUUUAUCUCGAGGAAACAUUUUACAUUCUUUCUAAAAAGAACUCUGUAUUUCGUGUUCGGUUGACUCCUAAAGGCUUGUCUCUAACAAAAGAAACAGAUGGCAAUUCAAAGGAACAAACUAUAUUGCUAGCUGAUAUCAUUGGUAGCAAAUGUAUGAGGAGCAAACGACGACGCCCUGGCGCCGGCUCAUGUGUUUGCAGUUCCUUCGUUGGUAAUCAGCUCAAAGUUGUGGAUGAGAACAGCGGUGAUCUUGAUGAAAAUGAUAUCAGCGCUUACCUGUAUAUUUAUGCCUACAUACUGAAAAGAAGUCGACGUACCUUGAAAAGAGAGAGGACAACAAUAACACUGCGCUUCAGGUCUUUCGAUAAGUAUGAAGAUAAUAAUAAAGAAGCACAGAAAUGGAGGAGUACAAUAAAGUGCUUGAUUGCGCGCCAGCCGAUAACGUCCUCACCGCCGACAAACGAAAAAAAGAUACUUGUGCUUCUGAAUCCAAAAUCCGGGCCGGGUAAAGCUAGAGAGCUGUUCCAGUCUAAGGUGGUGCCUAUCUUACAAGAAGCUGAGGUUCCAUUCGACCUUCAUGUCACUAAGUAUGCUCAAUACGCGCGAGAGUUUGUGCGCACGAGAAAUGUGUAUGGCUGGCGCGCUAUUGUGGCUAUUGGCGGAGACGGCGUAUUGUUUGAAGUGAUGAAUGGUAUGUUUGAGAGACUGGACUGGCAGCAAGCUCUAGCUGAAGUGCCACUAGCCAUAUUACCUUGUGGCUCAGGGAAUGGAUUGGCUAGAACUAUAUGUCAUUUAUACAAUGAACCGUACAUUCCUCAAAACCUGACAGGACUUACGAUGGGUAUAGUGAAGGGAGAAACAGCACCUAUGGACGUUGUUCGAAUCGAAACAAAGUCCAGUAUUAUGUUUUCGUUUCUUUCCAUUGGCUGGGGCCUCCUAUCGGACAUUGAUAUUGAAAGCGAAAGAUUACGUGCGAUCGGUGGCCAAAGGUUCGCUGUGUGGGCCCUAGCGAGACUUGUUGGACUGAGAAAAUAUAAAGGUGUAGUAAGUUAUGCAAAAAUUAAGGACGUGAGCAAUCUACCUAAACCAAAACAACCGCUCACCCUCAGUCAUAGUAUCAGUCAGGAUGGUGCGCUCGACUCCCCUGAUGCGGAAGCGUUCAUUGAUGCGGAUGAGCAUUCCGAAGUGUUCGUGAAUGCUAUUAGCGGCAAACAGCAUCAAAGGGUGGAUUCGUGGUACUCGGUCAACUCACGAAGGAGCGCGUUCUACAGUACUCGCGGGUCGGAGUACCACAGCGUGACGAGUAGCGGCUCGGAGAUGCGGUCGCCUGUGCACGCGUGCAUGCACGGGCCUGCCUCACACCUGCCGUCACUGAUGUCCCAGCUACCCGCGCACUGGGUGCACGAGCACGGAGAGUUUGUCAUGGUGCACGUGUCGUAUCAACCCUACAUCGGUGAAGACUUUUUGUUUGCUCCGCGAUCGCAGUUGGCCGAUGGAGUAAUGUGGAUGUUAAUUAUCAAAGCAGGGAUUUCUAGAUCUCAACUACUCUCAUUCCUUAUGGGUGUCGGCCAGGGCACGCAUGCCGAUAUAAACAAUGAAUACAUCAAGAUGGUUCCUGUCAGUGCCUUUAGAAUAGUUCCGGAGGGUACGACAGGCAACAUUACCGUUGACGGUGAAAUUGUCGAGUACGGACCCAUACAGGCUGAAAUAUUUCCAAACAUAAUUAAUGUAUUAGUGCCGGAAAUGAAAUAACGUCACGAAAAUAAGUAAAAGGUAUUCUUAAAAUGACUGAUGUAAUUAUUUGAACCAUAACCGAGCCGAUGCAUGUGCAAUAUAAGGAAACUUUAUGAUUCCGAGCAAAGGUUUAAAUUUAUGGUUGUGUGAGAGAUAUCUUAUUAUAAUAUAUUCUUACCAAAAGUAAUUGAUUGCAGCGGCAAUUGAGUUGAUCAUUCCAUGAAUGUUGUGAUUUAUGUUAUUAAUACAAUUUUUUUUAUUAUGAAUUGGUUCAAAAACUGAAAAUGUGAUAUAAUUUUGUAAGUGAAUUAAAAGCCUAAAUAUGAGCAAACAGCUGCUAGUCCAGGCUUACACUUCUACAAUGAAUUAGUGCCAAAUGUUAGCACUCUAAAUACAUUCAUUUUAAAUUGUAAUAAGGAAUUGAUCAUUCACAGUACUUGCUCAACUGUAGAGCAAUUGUUUGCAAUUUUAUUCCUACUUAGGAUAUGUUUCAGCAAUCAUGAUACUUAUAACUACUUUAAACAAAAAAUGUAUUAAAUAUAAUAAGUAGCUCAAAGCAAACUAUGUUAAUUUUAUUAUAUAAUACUUUAAAACUUUAUAAUUGCAUUUUAAUGAUAAAGAGAACAUAAUUUACGCUCUCUUUGUAUAACUUAUUUAGAAUAUUUUAGAAAAUCUUACUUUUGUGUUGAAGUAAUUUUUCAAAUCAACUUAUUGAAGCUCGUGCAUGUUUUGUAUAAUAGUUAUCUUGUUAAGAGUGCAAAAUGAAUCAGAUAAUUAGAAAAUACAAAUGUAACUUGCCAUACUUAUGAAGUUGAAGUUAUAUAACUUGCCUUUUGGUGUUAUGGACAGAGGGAUGGGGAGUAUUUUUUUAUAUAGUUUAGUUUAUUUAUUAACGUUAAACUGGUUUGGGACUGCUGGUAUAACUUAAUGUAAUUAAUUUAGCAGUAUUAAUUAAUCAUUAUUGUAGCAAUUAUUUUUUCUGUGAUAAUAACUAUUCUGCCAUAUUUCAUUUGAGUUUUGUAUCAAGGCAACUACCUAACCAAACCUUAAAUAUAUGAGAACUGUCUAAAAACCCCAUUAAAGGAAAAUAAAGAUUUAAACUUUGUGAUAAUUCUUGUUUGUAUACUUUGAAAAAUAUUGUCCAUUUUAAUAUAAUAUCUAUUAAUAAAGAUUGAAUGUACAAAAAUAAGUGCUGCUGUUUCUAUAGCUUAGAGUAUUAAAGAAGUAAGGUUCUAUGUACAUAUCUAGUAGCAUUGUUUCAUUGGUAUUGUCGAUAAAUAUUUUCUGUUCUGCACAAGACAAUUAUUUUAUGUAUCAAGUAAUAGUGUUCAUUUGCACAUUAAAAUAAAAUAUUACGUAAUAAUAUAUAGUUGUUUGUUACUGGACAAAUCUUAUUUGUGCAUUCCGUAAUCUUAGGUGUCUUGGCUUUUUAAUACUUAUCCAGUCAUAAGUUUUAGAUUUAAAAUACAGUAGUAUAUUAGCAAAUUUUUAAUGAAUAAUGUUGUGAAUAAAAGUUAUAUAAUUUUCAAUUUUAUGGAACUGUUGUCAAUAAAUGAUCAUUUCAAAGCUGUUGGAGUUUUAUAUUAAUAAAAUGACUGAAAUGUUAUAACUUUUUAUUAUAAUUUUUAUCUGAUUAAUUACUAAAGUAUACUUAUACCUAAUAUGACUUGUUAGUCAUUUCAAAAGGAAAUAAUUAUAAUUAAAACCAACACACAUUACAAAAUCAUAUCUUUGUGAUUACAAUUUACUUAAAUGGCAAUUUUACAUACAUAGACUAUAAUGAAAUAUAACAAAUUGCCAAAAAUAAGGUUUUAAUUUCAACAUUAUUAUUUAUCUUAACAAUAAAAUAGUUUAGAAUAUCUAAACAUUUCAUUGAUAUCUCUUAAUCUUAGACAGUUACAAUCAAAACAGUCUUCAUAAACAUUUGUAAAAUCUUAAACAAUUAUCUCAAUUUGAGAGAAUCUAAACUGUCCAGAAGGUUUUGUACUUCAGAAUCUACUUGUUCACGGGUGCUAACACGCUCCAGUCUUUGGCAGACUGAUUCCAAAUCUCCAGCAUCAGCUUUCUGCAUCUUCAUAUACUUCAGCAUCAUUUCAACAACUAAACAUAUUUCUCCAAUUAGGUGUCUCGUCUCCUCAAAGUGUCCAGCCCCACUGGGGCGCAUUUGUAUUAACUUCAGUUUGCUCUGGGCUAAUUGUAUAGGAUUGUGUCCAUUCUUGUCAUGCGAACUUACAUCUGUGCCAGCAUCGAGAAGUUCGAUCACAACAGGUAUGUGAUUAGUGCAAGCUGCAAGGUGGAGGGGUGUAUUGCCCAAAGUAUCCUUAAUGUUGGGGUUGGCACCGUGUCUCAACAAGAUUUUAAUAACGUCAACAUAACCACGACAAGCAGCUAAAUGCAAUGGACUUCUUUUGUGUUCAUCCGAAGAAUUUGGGUCAGCACCUGAUAACAGAAGUUUCUCCACAAGUUCUGUAUUAUUAGUGGAGGCGGCGAACCGUAAUUUAUGGUUUUUGGAUGAACACUUUGCACCACUGUACCUAUAUUUCAGUCUAUAUUGCCUGGCUUUAGUGGAACACUUAAUUUUUCCGACAUGCUCGUGCGGUUCAGUUAAGAAGUCUAUUGGCAUCGGCUGGCCAGCUUGGUUUAUGGGUAUAGCCGGUGGGCUGAAUUCUAAAAUGCAUUGGGAGUGGUCAAAUAUUGGAUUAUCGCUGCUCUCAUUACUGGUGUCUACUCCAGAGUCGGCCAUGGUACACCAAUACUUAUUCACCUCAGUAAAAGGUGAUAAUUUGAAACUUCUUACUUCCUCAACUUUUGUUUCACAAUCUAUAAAACUUGCACUUGAAAUGAAAUAAUUAAGCAUAAAACAAAGUAGAAGAAAGUUAAAAUCGACUUGUUUAUACUAGGCGAGGAGCUGUCAUAAUUUUAUUUUUAUUUCUUUUCUUUCUUUCACCAAGUUUCACCUGAUUUUUUUUUUGCUAUUGUAACAUUGAUCAUAGAUGCAACUAUUUUGUCUUGCA